AUGUUCUCAGUCCGCAGCCCAGAAGAGCACCAAGCCCUCCGCCGCCCAGUGGCGCAGAAAUUCUCCAUGUCUGCCAUCCGAGCAAUGGAGCCAUUCGCGGACGACUGCACCGGCAUAUUCCUGGACGCAAUGCGAAGCCUCCAAGGCCAGGAUGUGGACCUGGGCUCCUGGCUACAGUGGUAUGCCUUUGACGUGAUUGGAGCGAUCACCUUCCAGCAGCAAUUUGGCUUUCUGGAGAAACGAGAGGACGUGCUAGGCAUGAUUUCGUCAAUUGAUUCGGCCUUGCGGUAUGCUGCACUCGCUGGCCAGAUACCGGCUGUGCACCCCUGGCUUAUGGGGAAUCGCUGGGUUGCGAAGCUAUUGGCUACGCAGCCGUUUUUUCGCAUUCCUGAUCCUUCACGGACGAUUGUGAAGUAUACGGAGGAGUGUAUCGAGGAAUAUGACCGCAAACCCGCAGCAGCGCACGGCGACAGAUCAGACUUUCUCUCAUGGCUGCGUGGGGAGGCCGCAAAAGGGAAGCCAAUGUCGCAGCGAGACUUUCUCAAUCACCUAAGCAAUAACCUACUGGCCGGCAGCGAUACGACUGCGAUCUCGCUCCGGGCAAUCAUUUACUACCUCGUCAAGACCCCAAGAGUAUACCGCAAGCUACAAGAGGAGAUUGACGCCGCAGACCGAGCCGGAAAGCUAUCGAAAUAUGUCACCUACGCAGAGUGUCUGCAACUACCAUACUUACAGGCAGUCAUGAAAGAGGCCAUGAGAUGCCACCCCGGCGUAUCCUACCCGCUCGAAAGAGUCGUGCCAGCCGCCGGUGUUGAUUUGUGCGGAGUGCACCUCGAUGCCGGAACAGUAGUCGGGAUUAACCCGGCCGUGAUCCAUCUCGACAAAGAGAUAUUCGGUGACGAUGCUGCAGAGUUUCGUCCGGAGCGCUGGACAGACGGCGCUGAUGAAAGAGUUAAACUGAUGGAUCGCCAUCUUAUGACGUUUGGAUAUGGCUCGCGCACGUGUAUCGGGAAGAACAUCUCCAUCAUGGAAAUGGGGAAGUUGGUUCCCCAGACCCUGCGGCAUUUCGAUAUCGAGUGGGCGUCUGAUGCCCCGGAGUGGCGGGUUGAGACUUUUUGGUUUGCGAAGCAGCAUGGGCUGGUCUGUCGACUUACUUCGCGGGCAGGCAAGAAUGGGAAUUAG
Messenger RNA from Aspergillus puulaauensis, 1182 nucleotides. Its product is annotated as cytochrome P450. Gene Ontology annotation, molecular function: heme binding; iron ion binding; monooxygenase activity. The transcript is spliced from 5 exons. Bases 1 to 1182 code for a protein of 393 amino acids. Lineage: Eukaryota; Fungi; Ascomycota; Eurotiomycetes; Eurotiales; Aspergillaceae. The record is from RefSeq and is a predicted model, not a curated record.